AUGUGGUUAGAACUCUUUCUUUCUCUAGCUUUGGUUUUGAAAGCUCUAACAUAUGAAUGUCCACAUAGUCAUUAUUUGUUUGAUGACAGAUGUUUCGCAUUUGUUGACGGUAAAGGUACUCAGAAGGAAGGAAGAAAGCAAUGCUUAGAAAUAGGAUACGAGUUGGUUUCAAUACAUGACAUGAUAAAUAACAGAUACGCUCAACAAUUGGCUCAAGCUGUUCUUUCCUUCACGUAUGGAAACAUUUGGAUUGGACUUCACAAAGAAAAUGAAAUUUGGAAAUGGCUCGACAAUUCUACGUACGAUUUCAUGAAUUGGGGACGAGGUAUCAAUCCUGCGCACCAGUGCGCUGUUAUGCGCAUUUCUGACGGAAAAUGGCUGAGUGCCGAUUGUGAGAUGCCGUACCAAGCAUUGUGUUCUGGAUUCGCAUUUGAACCGACAACUGCUCACACAGACCUACCGAGGAACACUACUCAAGCGAUCACAACUCAGAAAUGGACUACCACUGGCGAGGAGCGCACUGCCGUAACGACAACCGAAGAGGGCGAAACGAAGACGCGAACACCGUGGAGACCAGUGACACCAGAAUAUCCGACAACUGGAACCGUUGAAGAGACCACAACCGAUGAUGGCCGAACGAAAACCACUCGACGAUGGGAGCCUGAAACCGAAGCAACGACCGGAGCCACCGAAGAGAGCACUACCGAUGAUGGAGGCCGAACAAAAACAGUGCCAAAAGAGACAAGACGCUGCCUGUUUGUUGGAGAUCUCUUGAACUUUGAUAGAAGAGUUCCAGAUUAUGAGAAGGAAAUGGAAUUCAUCGCCAAGAUUGGCUACGAACUUCUCAAUCGUGGAGUGGACGCUGAAGGAGCAAUUUGGGCAUACGGAUUUACAAACGCUCCUGAACCAGAGGAGAAACUCAAGAACAUGACUAAGAAGAUUGCGAAACUGCAAUCUGACAUCAAGAGCACAAUGACUUAUGUGGAUCGAUACAAGCCGAAUUACAGUAACAAACAGAUAAUUUGGCGUCUCAAUAAUAUGACCGUAGUCGAUGAGAUGGCAAACUGCUUGGUAUUCUUCUCUGGCGCAAAGAACACAGACAAACUGAGAGAAAAAUUGAUUAGCAAUGAAAACUUCAAGAAAGUUGUGGUUGUAAGUUUGCGAGGCGCCAAUUUGACAGAGCACGGAGGUGAAACUGUAGACGUUAGCAACGGUUAUACUGAAGAGAAUGUAAACAUUGUGGUUGACAAGAUUCUGGACAUUUCACCCACUGAGCCACCCGCUCCAAGGCAUGCCGGUCCUCACUGUCUGAUCGCCGGAGAUAUGCUGAACUUUGAUAGAAGAAUUGAAGAGUACGAAAAGGAAAGUCAGUUCGUUCUGAAUAUCGGAGAGAAACUGCUUGACAUAGAGGAUGCUGCAGUUGCAAUAUGGUCCUACGGAUAUGUGGAUGACAGAAGCCUGGCGGAAGCCUUAAAUCGCAUGACCUCCAAUUCUCGAGUUUUCGAGAAUGAAGUUCGCAGCAGAAUGGCAUACGCUGGAAACAAGAAUGCACAAUCGAACAAGCAAGUGCUAGAAACUCUCAAUAAUAUGAGUCCUACUGAGUGGGACGGAAAAGCGAACUGUUUGGUAUAUCUUUCUGCUCUGAAACGUGCAAAUGAUUUGGAGAAGUUGAUUCCAAAAGGAGAUGCAGUAAAGAGAGUUGUAGUAGUAAGCUUACGAGGUGGUGACCUCUCACCUCUUCUCGAUACGCAUAGAGGUGCGAUGGUAAUUGUCGAUGCUGCUGGCGGCUACACUACUAAAAAUGCAGAGGAUGUGAUCAAAGCGAUAAGCUCAAACAUUUGGAAUUAAACCUCACAAAUUUGAUAGAUUGAAACUACGGGAAUAAAAUUCACUGAUUUUUGACUGUAUUAUAUAUAAACUACGGUUCAGCGU
Messenger RNA from Cylicocyclus nassatus, 1932 nucleotides. The record is from the annotation of a GenBank genome assembly. NCBI's taxonomy places the organism in Eukaryota, Metazoa, Nematoda, Chromadorea, Rhabditida, Strongylidae.